Molecule: messenger RNA, 498 nt
Organism: Acanthaster planci (crown-of-thorns starfish)
Lineage: Eukaryota; Metazoa; Echinodermata; Asteroidea; Valvatida; Acanthasteridae
Source: RefSeq, a predicted model, not a curated record
AUGUCUCUAGAUUCUCCACCCACAAGAUCUCCAACCCUCCCUUCAAGAUCUCCAACCCCGCCGCCAAAGACCCCUACCCCACCACCAAGGAUCGAGCACAACUCUGCCACCACUGAACUCCUUCUUCAACCCACCAUCAAGCUCCAGCACUCCCCAAGCACCAACCAAGAGGGCCUCAUCAGCAUCUUCCUUCACGGCUCAACUGGGCCCCCUUCCAAGCACUCAAAUGACCCACCACACCAGCUAUCGGCAAGCACUGACACAGGAGCCCACAUCAUCACGCUUCCGAGAGCAGGUGACUCCCCAUUCGAGCAAGCAGCCGGCACCCAACCAGGGUCCCUCAGCAUCGUGCUUCAAAGACUACUCAAACACCAAGCCACCCCUAAUUCCGAGGAGCUCAACAGCAACGGCAAGAAGUUCUUGGAGCCAAAUGACCAACUACCCAAGCACUCAGCCAGCACCUGUCUAGAGACCCUCAACUUUUUCCAACUUCACUGA